Messenger RNA from Branchiostoma belcheri (Belcher's lancelet), 3740 nucleotides. RefSeq lists its product as uncharacterized. The transcript has 18 exons. NCBI's taxonomy places the organism in Eukaryota, Metazoa, Chordata, Leptocardii, Amphioxiformes, Branchiostomatidae. Gene Ontology annotation, molecular function: calcium ion binding. The record is from RefSeq and is a predicted model, not a curated record. Bases 270 to 3740 code for a protein of 1156 amino acids.
CGCCAGAUAACGCAUUUUUUGGCACCGUUGCCGUUUUUUAGAAGACGCCCAUCAAAAUCAUGUAGUUUUAGGGCGCCCGAUUUAGUUGUUGACUUAUCAUUUAUAGUCUCUUUCUUUUUAAUCGUUUUGUUCUUGUUCUGUUAUCACGUAACAGUGCUAACGCUGGUGAUAGCCUCAGACAAUCGGGUUGCCUAGUUACUGUUUGUUUUGAAGUUGCAAGUCUCCUCCGCUAUUUGACGCAAUGGACAGCAGUGUGACAUAAAGCAAAGAUGAAGACGGUUAUAGCUGCCUUACUGGUGAUUGGGACCAUCUUAGGCAGCGAAGGGCGUCACCACGGGCAUACAUCGUCCAAGGGCCAGGCCUGUGACAGGCGGCCGUGUGAGGAGUGGCAGGUGUGUGUGAAUCACAAAAACGGCUUCAGCUGCUUGUGCCAGGAGGGAUACCACGGGAGCAAAUGCGACGAAGAUGUUGAUGAGUGCAUGACAGGUGAGCAUUUAUGUGAUGAACACGCGACCUGCCAGAACACCUUCGGUUCAUACACCUGCACCUGCACGGAAGGGUUCCAGGGAGACGGGAGCUACUGUAGAGAAAUUGUCUGCCAGGACAUACAUGGGAUAAAAGAUGGUGACGUGGACGUCCCACGGCCCGCGCCUGCGCACAGCCACGCCACUUUCACUUGUCACCCAGGCCUGCACCUGGUUGGUCAACACAUCAUCACGUGUCUACCCACCGGCAGGUGGAGCGCUGCACCUCCGAGAUGUGAAACUAUCCUGUGCAACCCCAUAAACCCCAUUCCGAACGGCCUAGUCUACCUGUCCCACGACACGGCAUAUGUAGGCGUCCAGGCUGCCUUUAGGUGCAACGACGGCUUUCACCUGAUUGGUCCAACCCAAGUCACGUGCCAACAGAAUGGCCAAUGGAGUUCAACGGUGCCCACGUGUCAAGUUGUGACCUGCCCCUCCCCCGGGCUCCUGGCGAAUGGAGACGUCCAGGUGGUCCACCCGGCCAGGGUGCACUCUGUCGCCACUUUCAAGUGUAACCAGGGCUUCGACCUGGUCGGUCUGCCGGUCAUCUCUUGUGGGGAGGACGGGAGAUGGAGCGGACCGCCUCCAGUCUGUACAGCGACCCUGUGCCGCCCGCUAAGCGCGCCGGUGGACGGUGAGAUGUUACCGCCGGAAGAGAACAUCUACGGCAGCAUGGCCCGCUUCCGGUGCAGGCCCGGCUUCAACAUGGUCGGUCAGGGCACCAUCACGUGUCUCACCAGCGGCAAAUGGAGCGCGCCCGAGCCGACUUGUGAAGAUGUUAACGAAUGCCUAAACAACGUGAACUGCGAGGGCAAGACGCAGGAGGAAUGUGCCAUUCUAAGCAGGGGAGGCAAAGGGUAUAACAUCUGCUCUCCCGAAGCUGACUGCAUCAACACGGUCGGAUCGUACCACUGCCAGUGCAAGGACGGAUACGACGGCGACGGCGUGCACUGUGCAGACAUAGACGAGUGUGCGCAGCAAGAGUACCCCUGCCACAACCACGCCACAUGCAUUAACAUGCCGGGCGGCUUCAGCUGUACGUGUGUGUACGACAAGGACAAAGGACAAGGAUGCUUAGAAACUCCGGGGUACCAGGAGUCACCUGACUAUGGCGACCACGGUCACCAUGGAAACGGUCACCAUGGUAACGACCAUCUCCAUGACGACGCGGGAGGACACGCCCCUCUGCCCGGAGACGGGGCGGACUACAGCAACUUGGACGCCCAUGGGAACGGGAACGGCGCUACGGGCUACGGUACCGGCCACCAUGGGAACGAGAUCCAUGCCGUCAGGCCCCUCUUGAAGAAAAGGGCCCUGAAAAUUCCGGCGAAGAAAUCCCGGAUGAAAAGAGAAGAGGGUGAAGAAAAUGUCGAUGUUAAUGCAAGUGAAAACGAUGUUAGCGAUGAAGAAAACAACAACAACGAGCCUGCCGAUAGCAGUGACGUCAUUCACGAUUCGUUCCAUUCGCAAAGCGGCUCCCAGAAACCUUUACAAGAGGGAGAAGACACCCGUACUCAAGGAGAGAGCACCGUUGAACCUAAGAAAGAAAAUGGCAAACCCGUUGGCGAUAAAAAGAAAGCCAUCAGCCAGAUAAAAGAGCGCAUACAAGCCCUGAAGGACCGUUUGCAAGGAGAGAGCCCCCCAGCCGAAGAGCCAGAAAGUGACAACGACUACAAUAGUCCCCCAGCAGAAGUAGCUGAAGAAACGGGAAAUGGAGACUACGCCAAUGAGGACGCCGAGACACAAAUUGAGCACCAGGUGAAAGCGGAAGGCGGAGGCCAAAAAGGCGGCUGGAACGACUACCUGACACACGAGGAAUAUUACAACGCCGACUACGCUGACUAUGAGCAUGUAGACGACUCCGACGAUUCGGUCGGGAUCACAGUAGAGCAAGCCGGGAAGGCGAUUAACGUGUUGUCAGGGGCAACGCCAAAGGAGGGCCUGCAUGAUGUAUGGGGCUCUGCGGGCUCCAAACGAGAGAUCCCGUGCGUACCGAAGGGCGUGAAAGGUGCGCCUCCUGACGUCCCAGACCCGAACUACAGGUGGACUUACGGAAAGCACAGGGAGGUCUCGGGACACAGGUACGAGAUAGCAGACACAGGCGAGUUGACCAUAUCCCACCUCAUGGCCAACGAUUCCGGCACCUACCACUGCCACCUGAAGUUCAAGGACGGCAAGGGAGGGGGCGCUCGUACACACCGUAUGGACCUCAAGCACAGAGUCCAGGUUGGGCAUCUCGUGAAGUACGGCUAUUCCGUCAAACUCUCCUACACGGCCACGUCCUGUGCACAGUCCCUUCACCGCGAGUCGGAGCGAAUCUCAGACGUUCUCAACCAGAUGUGCGAGAAGCACAAGUGCAGCGUGAUUCUGGAUGUCCUUGACAUGACCUUGGGUACAGAGAUCAGUGAGAUGACGACCUCCAUUGACCCCAGUGAGAACGUGUUCUCCCGAGUGCUGUACUGUAAGGCAGGGUACGGACUCAACUACGGUGCUAAGGCUGUCAAGGGUUUAUGUGAUGAAGACUUUAUGACGAUUGUUGCCAUCAUCGUGUGUGCUACUGCUGGUUUACUUGUGCUCGCCGUGUGUGUGCCAUGCAUACUGCUCAGGCUCAUCUACAAAUCAGCUUAUGACAAAGCAACGAAGAAGGUCCUGCGAUGCUGUGACAGCCUGAAGACACUGCUGAUGAUGCCUUUCAGAAAACCGAAGGUAAACGUCAAACUUGAACCUGCCAAGGAGGACACGAAUGUCAAUGACAUCCUGUCCCAGUACGGCAGCAGGACAAGUCUGAAGAGGAAACAGAGCAAGGAGGGUAGCCGGCAAAGUGUGAAACAGGCCAGCAGUAGGAGACUGUCUGAGCUGAAGGGAAGCGGCUCUGUCAUCCGUACAGAGAGGACAGCCUCCGAGAAGAAGGUGUCCAUUGCCCCGUCUGGCACACCUCUUCCUCAGCAGACCCAGUCUACAGGUGUGGUGCCUUCCCUCUCCGUCAAACGGCUGGCUUCUCGGCACUCCAGCAGAGCGCUUGUAACCAAAAGGAGCAGCAGAUCGUCUAGAGGAAGCAGGAUGACUCUACCACCGCCACCGGAAGAUUUGGCCUCCCUCGUGCCCUCGGAUUCAAGCCUCCCUCCUCCCCCAUCUCCUCUUAGAAUGGCAUCGCCCACCAAGCUGCCACCCCCAGGCCCCCCUGCCCCAACUUACUACACAUGCUGGUCCUAUUAA